AAGAGAGGUAAGGAGGUAGGUUGAAGGAGACUUUGAAAAAGAGUGAAGUGUUUGAUUUUGUCAGAGACAGUACAGUGGUACAUUGGUACAGAUAUUGAUAGGACAGACUCGGAUCAGAUCAUGGAAUCAGGUGGUAAACAACAGCGUGACAUGAUUGUUUCGGGUGCCAUCUGCCAAUGAUGUCAUUGAGGGCAACAUCUUUUUGGUGAGGUGGUCACGCCUCUGUGGAGCCUCUAGUACCUGUGAGCUACUGCAUAAAUACUGUUCCACCAUGCAGUCAUGGACACUGUUGUUUCUUGGUCUGUUUCACUGCUUUUUUGACAUGGCAGCCACUCAGCAGCAACGCAACAAAGCCCUGUUUCCGAUAAGAAUGAAGAGGGGAUUGUCAACAAUGCAAAACCCUAUUUUCCACAAGUCCUUAGACGACGUGGAUCUACUGUACGAGAUCCUGCUGUCCGGUCUAUACUUUGACGACCACGGCAGAGGGCUGUGGCUGAGAGACGCAGAGCUGGCCUCUCUGCGGAAGACGCAGGAACUAGAGGUCCUCUGUGGUGACGCGCUCCCCAGGGAGCUGACAGACGUACGCAGGCUGGCCUCCAGGCUGCUGGGCCGCGUCGGGUCCCUGGGGCAGGGGGAUUUCGAGCGUACGCUUUUGACCAUGGUGUACACGGCCCAACACGUGAUCGAAUCCCCCACGGACCACCAGAGAGACGUGUGGGCCGAGUCCUUUGUCAGCCUGUUCAAAGCCAUAAAGGAGGAUCUGAAAGAGGAGCAGUGAUGGGCAAUAGUGGGCCAACCAUUAUGGAGUUGAAGGUCUUGAAAAAAAAAUAAAAAUCUUUAUAGGCUUAUAUAUUAUCUUAGAUCAUCACCUUAGUCUGGAUGGAGAGAAACCACAACGCCAGUUUGUGCAAAUUUAAGUAAAUUACGAUUUUUUAAUUAAAAAAAAAGGAAACUGUUCCAGCCUCUUUACCUUCUCCAUAAAAGUGAAAAAAACACAAACUUAAUGAAUACAAAAGAGUGUGCUUAAUACAAUAUUAAUGAGCAGUAAUGAAUAAAUGAAAGUAUCUUCUAGAAAAAGUUGGUAAGAAAGGCUUGUCAAAGAUUUGUAUUUAUCUCCCUGUGAUUGCAGCAGAAUAUAAUGCAACAUGACACAUAACACACCUCAACAAUACACUAUCAAUAUAUAAGCAAUCAAGGAAGAAUAAGAAAUGUCCAUUUAAAACUUACAAUCAAUUGUAUUCACAUUAUCCUCCAGUGUCUCCGUCGUCCUUCUGUUACACCCACCGUAAAAAACCCUGCAAUUGAUCCUUUGUCAAGUCCGGCCACACACUGGGCAGGAGGUAGCGUGCGACAGUGACGCCUACAUGGAGGCCGCCGCUAUGAUGACGUGAGAGGAGGUCUGGUCCUGAGGGAGGUGCUUGAUGUCCAUGGAGUUAGCGUUGGCGUCGUAGCCGUCCAGCAGGCCGGGCCUCCGGGGAGGGCAGAAGGGGAUGUAGCGCGUCCAGGAGGACUUCUGGAAGAAGGAGCUGAUGCCGAACGGGAGGUCGUACACCUCGUCGCUCUCCAGGGCGCCGCCGGCCUCCUGGUGGGUCUGGUUCCACGCCACGAUGCCUCGCUCCACCUUGGAGCCUGAGGGAGACGCAUGGGGCUGUUGUUUGGAGUAGCCUGUAGUAGAUCUGAGACUUAUCCCGUUUGGAUUUGGAAUACAGUAAACAGCAAUGCUGAGUUGGGUUUAAAAAUCUGCCGAACGAAACGCAUUCCUUCUCAGCUGUAUGUCUGGUGCUAUUAUACAAUUGUUUUGUACGCCUCAUAAAACCCUCCUGUCUCUAAGA
Gadus macrocephalus (Pacific cod) is the source of this 1832-nucleotide messenger RNA. Its product is annotated as protein FAM180A-like. Lineage: Eukaryota; Metazoa; Chordata; Actinopteri; Gadiformes; Gadidae. The transcript has 3 exons. The record is from RefSeq and is a predicted model, not a curated record. Bases 272 to 778 code for a protein of 168 amino acids.